CAACUAUUACUAUUACUAUGGAAUAACCACAUACUAUUCCUCUCUCCUCCUCUCCUCCUUCACCUAUACUUCCUCCCUCCUCUCUCCUAAUACCAAAACACCUCCACCAUGUCCACCCCCUUCCAUCGCCGUCCUUUCCCCGACUACUUCCUCUCAUCACCUCUAGCAACCCUCAUCUAUCCUCUCCAUCAACUCCUCAACCACCUCCGCGGUCCUCCUCACCUCCCACCCCCAAACGCUCGUCCCAUCCGCGUCGUCUGCAUCUCCGACACCCACACCCUCGAAUACCCCGACAUCCCCGACGGCGAUCUCCUCAUCCACGCCGGCGACCUCUGCAACGAUGGCAGCGCCCGCGAAAUCCAAGCUGCCGUGAACUGGCUGCGCAGUCUCCCUCACCCGCAUAAAGUCGUCAUCUGCGGCAACCACGACAGCUACUUCGACCCGCGAUCGCGUCUCCCCGAAGACCGCAGCGAUGCCUCACCUCAAAACACCUCCUCCUCCACAUACGCCACCAUCUCCUCCUCAACCGCCUCCCUCCGCUCCCUAGACGACUACCUAACCGACGACCCUCAUCCCCGCAUCGACUGGGGCGACAACGACGACAUCCACUACCUCCAACACUCCUCCAUCACCCUCACCUUCCCACCUACCACCACGUCAAGCAUAACAAGCACCACCCCCCUCCGCCCCCGCACCCUAACCAUCUACGGCGCGCCCCAAAUCCCCGCCAUCGUACCCUUCGGCCCCGAACACGCCUUCACCUACCCCCCACACCACGACGCCUGGUCCAACACUAUCCCCCUCUCCACCGACAUCCUCGUCACCCACACCCCUCCUCAAUCACGCCUCGACCUCUCCCCCGUCUACUCCGCCGGCUGCCCCUUCCUCCUCUCCGAACUCUGGCGCGUCCGCCCCGCCCUGCACGUCUUCGGCCACGUGCACGCCGCAUACGGCAUCGAGCGCGUCUUCUACGAUGAGGCCCAACGCGCGUGGGAGCGACUCUGCGCGUCGAGGAAAUCCCGCGCCCGUCUGUCGAGAUUCGGCUCCUUGUUUGGGUUCUUCCGGGAUCUGUUUGAUCUCUCGGGCUUGGUAGAUUCGGCGAGAGUGGUGAUGUAUGGUGUUUUGGGGGUGGUUUGGGCGAGGGUCUGGGGUGGGGAGAAUAGAGAUGCGGGGUGGGUGGUUAAUGCGGCUUGCAUGUAUAGGGAUUCCGGGGUGUUGAGGAAUAAGCCGCAGGUUGUGGUUUUGUAGGCUGGUUGGUCCAUCACUGGUUUGAGUGGUUUGGUGGGUAAUGGGAUAUGGUAUUAUUUUCCAUAUCGUCUUCUUUGUAUAUAGGGGAGAGUCUAGAGGGGAUAGGUUAUGUGGGUGCAGUAACUGAUAAGAAAGGUUGCAGGGGAUGGUAUUGUAAAUAAAUGCCCGAAAUCAGGCUCGGCCGACUU
Molecule: messenger RNA, 1436 nt
Organism: Aspergillus eucalypticola CBS 122712
Lineage: Eukaryota; Fungi; Ascomycota; Eurotiomycetes; Eurotiales; Aspergillaceae
Product: metallophosphatase domain-containing protein
Exons: 1
Coding region: 109-1248 (379 amino acids)
Molecular function (GO): hydrolase activity
Source: RefSeq, a predicted model, not a curated record